Messenger RNA from Toxoplasma gondii ME49, 1736 nucleotides. RefSeq lists its product as hypothetical. The coding region runs from base 663 to 1460 and encodes 265 amino acids. NCBI's taxonomy places the organism in Eukaryota, Apicomplexa, Conoidasida, Eucoccidiorida, Sarcocystidae. The record is from RefSeq and is a predicted model, not a curated record. The transcript is spliced from 6 exons.
AGAGAGACAACGUAAUUUGAGAAAUACAAACACGUGUUGGAGCAAUCCUUUGACAGAGAGCUUAAUACUUCUGUUUUACUCAUUUCAUGGUCAGCAGUUGAAGUUGCAGGGUUGCAGGGUUACAGGGUUCCUCAGGCAGCCAGCUUGCGGAUGUGUUGGUCCUUGGUAAAGGGACGGGCCCGCGGAAGACUACUUCAACGUCGCAACCUCUUUCUUCUUCAGGAUUAGAAUACUCAGGGUUCAUCUUGACGGACAUGCCAUCUACUGUACAGGAUAGACACGAAGGGACUGUUCGAAGAAGGCAGUUACUGAAGACGUUCUGCGGUGACCGAGCUGGUUGUUUUACUACUCUCUCACUGGUGACAAUUAGCGUAGCCUCAUAGAAGCGACUGGUUCUUCCUUGUGGCUUACCGUGCCCAUGGUGUAUUCGGAAUUUCAGAUUCUCGUAAAGUCAGAUACCCAUCAGUGGUUCCUGGUUGUUCCAUUCAGUCAUGAUGGGGUGAUUUUCCAUCGGUCAAAAAUGAGGUGGUGAUAGGCAUGUCGCCACCAAGUCCAGUGCUACAGUGACUGUCCAUUUCCUGUUACAUACAUUCGCUGCAUCAGCUCUUGAGUUGUAUUGCAGAGGCAGGCUAUACGGAUGACGAGGCAAGACCGUUUCGGCGAUGUGGGACAGGCAGGGACUUUUGGGAGCGUUGCUUUCCGCCGUUCUAGCGGCCGCCGUCGCAUUGAAGGCCAACUCAGGGGCUACUGUGUGUGCGGCUCUCGCGUGUGGAACAUUCUUGACAACCAUACCAACGUCGUUGUUCACUGCGUCGCUUCCGUGGAUGCAGCCAGCAAGCGUCAUCGAAUUUUUAUUUUCAACUGUCGCUUCACUUGGAUUCCUGAUUGCUGCGGCGGGCGCGUCACAAUUGUUUGUCGGAGGCAGCCACGAUGAGGGUGCAGGGCUGGCAAUAUUGCUCAACAUAUCGUUACUGGAGGCUACUCGGAUCCUGUACUGUUUCCUGAGAACUCGACCCGCAUGUACACAACUAUUUCCGGUGAAUUUGGAGGUUGCUGCGGCAGUUGGCAGCGGAUUCUUUGUUCCUCUUGCGGUUGUCAAUGUCUCCGCAGUCUGGAGACAAGUGACAUAUACAGGCGUUGACAGCGUUCCAUUUCUCAGAUCGUCUCCAACGGCAAACGCCCUUUUGUUUGGUUUAAUAGUGGUAGUACUCAACAUGUUCAGUCUGGUGGCGACGAAUCUGGUCUUCUGGUCUUUUCUGCACAACUUGACCGUCGCCGCGAAGACCUGCACCAUCGGCGGGAUUUGUAUUUGCCACGCACUUCUAACUUUUUUGGCGCGCCUUCCUUGGCAGCAAGUUCUAGGCUCGCUGGAGACAAGCAUUAUUUUUCUCAUCUUCGCAAUUUCUUUGUUCCAUCUGGUGACACUGACGCGGUGUCGCCUGCUCGCAUCUGCUGUUUGACAGUGUUUCAUUCAUUUUUAAGGAGAACGACGCUCGGCACAUGUUCAUAAAAGCCUGUUCAGAGAAUGACGCAUACGGCUUCGCGCUAAUUCAGCCUACAGUUUCACACAUGUUUGAUAGCAACUGAUAAUGGGUUUGGAGAGAGAGCACCGGUAAUAAUCUCGCAGUCAAAGGACACCAGCGCAAACGUUUCAUCUUUCAGCAGUGGGUUGGGAGCACAACCCCCUAUGGACCCUUACAUCAUUGUUCAUUCCGAGGCAGAAUAUCCCGUUUUCG